GCCUGGGUAACCAGCUGCUCUCCCUCGUCUCCUCCUUUACCUACGCCCUCCUCACCAACCGCACUCUCCUCAUCAACCCUGAGUGCUUCCCUGCUCGUCUCCUCUGCAACCCCUUCCCCUACUCCUCCUGGGCUCCUCCCACUCUCAACAGGGGAUCCUUCAACCACAUGAGGCUGAGAGCUGAGAAGAGGCGUGUGGGUUACAAUGCGUUUCAAGAACCAGGUGCACCUGAAGCAAACACCACGGAUGACGAUGCUGCUGAUGCUGUGUUCAGCAACCUCAAUUACUCAGUGAAUGACACAGAUCUCAUAUUCUUCUGCUCGCAGGAGCAAGAGAGAAUCGCAGCCGUCCGUUUCCUGGCUCUGCUCACAGAGGAGUACGUUCUGCCUGGCUUGUACCUCGUGUCCGAAUUCGAUGCUGACCUGGAGCGCCUAUUCCCCGACCGCCUGCCUUUGAUGCACGUGGGGCGCUACCUGCUGCACCCCGCCAACUACCUCUGGGAGGAAAUCACCCGCGCCUUCCGAGCCUACCUCGCCCCGCACCAACGCAGGGUCGGCAUCCAGAUCCGUGACUUCACCACAGCCACCAGCAACGAGGGUGAGGCCCUUGCCCGUGUGCUGCACUGUGCUGUCAACAUCUCCCAUGGGCUCCCCCCCACACUGCCCCAUGAUCAGUGGCGACUUCUGGCGAGCAACCAGAGCGCAGCCAACUCAAGUGAUAUGGAGCCAAUCCGGAAGGCAGCAGGAGCCGGCACUGUGCGCAGCGUCGGUGCGUUGGUGGCUUCACUAAAGCGCUCCUAUGUGGAUGCAUUACACGAGGCAUAUGUGGAAGGGUUACCACUGGAGGGUUACAAUGUUGCAGUUACCAGUUUGAGUCAUGAGGGCGAGCAGAAGACAGGCGAUCUGCUGCAACUGGAGAGAGCUCUCAAGGAGAUGUGGCUGCUCUCCAUGUGCGACCUGCUCCUGGUGAGUGACAGCUCCACCUUUGGGUACAUGGCAGCUGGGCUGGCAGGGGUGAGUCCCUUCUCCCUCAACAUCGUGCCACGGAUGAAAUCUGACUGGCUGCACAACGGACGGCCAGCGUGCGUUGCUACGACUCCAGAGGCCUGCUAUCUGACUAUGCUAGACAACAAGCAACAACAUGUACAGGCGGCUUCCCCGCCUCCCGCGCCGGGCUUGCCGGCUGCCCCAGGCAUGGCGUCGUCCAUCUGCCCGUUAACAGGGCUGCCCCCCAAAAAACCCACCAUUCCGAUUGCACGUUGCCCGGCCGCCAAGGACCAAUCAUGCUGCGACAACUGUACGGAUAUGAGCACGGCUUUGCAGCUGGUAGCAUCAAGUCUAAAGGACGUGGUGACUCAGAUUAACCCCACCAUCGCUGAUGGGAUCGAUUCUAGCAUAGCGGUGUGCGAUAUCUUCAUAGGCAUGACGCCAUGCUUGCAGCUCCUAGAGGAACUUGUGUGCGGGCUCUCCUGCAACCCUAAUGCUGGGUCCUACGCGACAAAAUCCAACACGGGGGUGAUCAUGAACGUGUGCUCGGAUCUAGCAGACAAAGUAUUCGCACAGUGCAAGGGCCUUGCUUUCGGUGACAUUUCCCUUUCAGGACUGGUUACCACAGCUGACGAAUUCAUGAACCUCAUUGUUACAAACGUGGUCAAGACACUUGGAGUCGAGGGCUUUGAGGUCCAAAUAUCUUCAGUAAGCGCUUCUCACACGUUCUUUUGUGCUUCCCCUUUCCCGCGCUCGUCCACUUCUCUACCACUUGUUUCUCGUGUUGUUUCUCCCUCCAUCCCUUCGUUCAAGUUCAUCGUGAAUUGUCUGUGGUAA
Closterium sp. NIES-65 is the source of this 1823-nucleotide messenger RNA. The record is from the annotation of a GenBank genome assembly. Lineage: Eukaryota; Viridiplantae; Streptophyta; Zygnematophyceae; Desmidiales; Closteriaceae.